Molecule: messenger RNA, 1764 nt
Organism: Candidozyma auris
Lineage: Eukaryota; Fungi; Ascomycota; Pichiomycetes; Serinales; Metschnikowiaceae
Exons: 1
Coding region: 1-1764 (587 amino acids)
Source: RefSeq, a predicted model, not a curated record
AUGGACUCUCGCCUUUCCUGGCUAGACUCGACUCUCCAGGGCACAAGAGAUGAAGGCAGUAACGCGCUCGCCCCGCCUCCGGUGUCUUUUGGCUUCACCUCCAACACCGACUUGCAGAAGCCUCCCCAGGAUAAUCGAGCCUACAUCUUCGCCAAUGCACUGGCAGACAACCUCGGACGCAACGAUACGAGCCAGCUGGAUGAUUCGAUUUCGUUGUCCUUGACGGCUCAGGACCUCACUUUGGAAGAAUCCAAGACGUAUAUGCGGUGGUAUUCUGAUAUACUAGCACGAACAAACCUGCGGACUAUAUCAAUGAACGACGUGUACCAGUUCUUGAGCAACUUCAAGCUCUCGCAACAGGCUCAGGAGAAAAUCAACCGAAUAUUCUCGAAGAUUCUACAUUCCAUCAACAUAGGUGAGUUCUUUGCUUUAUUAAGGGUGGUGUCGCACACGUUGAAGGGAGAAGAACCAAGUCGAAGGCUAAUCAAGAUUCUGACUUCUGUUCCCACACCACCAUCAAUCCUAUUGAAGAAGCGUCAAAAUGACGAUCAUGAUGAUGAACAACGCGAGCCGGAACCCCUUCCGGUCGAGCUGCCCUCCAAACCGCUCGACUUGGACCUGUUCACGCAGUUCAUGCUUACUGGAGAACGCCCUGACGAGAAACUCCCGAAAAAACGCCUGAAGAAGCUCAAAUCCGUGAAAUUUUCUGAUCAAAUAGUCACAGAUAUUCAUGACCCGGCGUCCGAAAAGCAGCAAAAUGCAGACCCUCCAGGACUGGGCGAUCUAGACUACCUGCUUCCAAUGAAUCAGCUCUUGAGUAGACUCAAUGCCUCCAAGGCGGGCCCUUCUGGCAACCUGAGCAGCUUGCAAGUGCCUUCAUCGGUUCCUGGGCCAAUCAGAUCUCCAGAUCCAGAGGAGAAGCAGAUUUUAAAAGAUAUGGAACCCCAGAUAAACCAUUUCCAGAACUUAAACUCUGUGGAUACAAUGCUGGUUGGAGGAGUUCCUGCAAAUAUUCACUUGGGUAAUCCAGAAUUUUACUCACCUCUGCCCAGGGAAGGCUCCCUGCUGCCUCAACCUCAACUACUCAAGCCUAAUAUGACUGGACCUGCCCAGAUGGCACAAUUGAUCGGAACUCCCUCUCAAGGUGACGCGCAGCCCGCACCACUUCGAUCAAACCUCACAGGGCCAGCAGACAUGGCUCGUUUUCUACCGCCUGAUCAGAAUGGCGAAGCUACACCUAGACUCUCUUUACAGUCUUUCACGUCUCAGAUGACUGGCGAUACACUUGCUAACACAGCUAAUAAUGCACGCAUUGCAAAUGAUAAACUGCCGCCCCCACCACCUCCUCGCGUGGCUGCAAGGCGAGCUCGGUCGGCGUCACAGCCCAAUUAUAUUCAAAACGAUCAUACCAAUUCUACGCAACAAAUGGAAUACUCCAACGGAGACUCAUUUACCUCCGAACCCUUCCAAAGAUAUAGAUCAUCUUCCCUUUCACCUGCCCUCAAUGGUCCACCAAUACCACCUCGCUCACCACUUGGCAGCUCGCGUCCAGGUCCUCCGCCACCCCCACCAUCUCGAAGACGGGGUAUGUCAAAUGCUACAAGUAAUCAGCAGGACGAAGCAAAGCCACCAUUACCACCUAAAGUUCCCCAACAAUUUUACCAGAAUUCAGAGGGAAGCUCAAGUACAGCAGAUAUAUUGGACGAUCUUAAAGCUCUACAAGAGGAGGUUGACAAGAUAAGAAAUAUGGCUGGAGGCUUUUAA